Messenger RNA from Rana temporaria (common frog), 1535 nucleotides. RefSeq names its product putative nuclease HARBI1. The transcript has 2 exons. The coding region runs from base 311 to 1390 and encodes 359 amino acids. The record is from RefSeq and is a predicted model, not a curated record. Lineage: Eukaryota; Metazoa; Chordata; Amphibia; Anura; Ranidae.
UCCAAUUCACUAAACGAUUUAACGCUUGUAAAAAUCAUCAAAUAACGUUUCACUACACGGAACCGAUAUUUUUAGUUUUGAGUCGUUAUUGAACGUAUUGAUCGUUGUUUUAACGACUCAAAUCGUUAAAUAUGUACAGAAGUGCAAUUCACAAAGGUUUUUUAGACAGUUAACGAUCGCUAAGCAAUCGUUAAAUAAGCACCUCCCUGAGGGUGGCGUUAUGACAUUUCCCAGGCGAUAUUUCAUUUGUUGAGAGGAAUUUUUUGGCGGUUCAGGCUUGUAGUCAAUUUUGUUAGGAGUUUUGUGCAAGAUGGAACCAUUUGGAUGUGCUCUAUUUGAACUGAAACUGAUCCAGAGGCGAAGAAGGACACGUCAGAAUGUCGUUCAGAUAGAGAAACGUGUAUUCCGUUCACGUACCUUUUUGGAUCAAUUUACUGAAACCCAGGUGAUAGCCAAAUUCAGAUUAUCCUCUCCCAUGAUACAUUCCCUGUAUGAUGAAAUACACUUGGCCCUAGAAACACGCACGCGGAGAAGUAAUGCAGUACCAGGUCUUGUGCGUUUUUUGGCAGUACUUCAUUUUUUAGGAAAGGCCUCAUACCAACAUGUCAGUGGUGAGAUUGUUGGCAUCUCACAACCCAGUUUUUCCCGCUGCUUGGUGGAGGUCCUGCAAGCACUGCGACAACUUGCUCCAAAAUACAUACACAUGGGCAAGUCACGUGAAGAGCGGGAUCAAAUUAAACGUGUUUUUUUUGACCUAGCAGGAAUGCCCAAUGUCAUUGGGGCAAUAGACUGCACCCAUGUGCCAUUAUGUCCCCCAUCAGAACAGGAGCACAUCUACCGAAACCGUAAGGCUUACCAUUCACUCAACAUCCAGGUGAUCUGUGAUUCAAACCUCAUUAUCCGUGAUGUUGUCACCGGCUUUCCAGGAUCCUGUCAUGAUGCCCAUAUAUUGCGCCAAUCGGGAAUAUAUGAUACUCUGGACAAGGACUUAGAAAAUAAUGGAUGGCUGCUGGGAGAUGCUGGUUACCCCUGUCUACCAUGGCUCUUAACACCUAUCAACAGGCCAUCCUCUCCUGCAGAAGCAGCUUACAAUGUUGCUCAUACCAAAACACGAGUGGUUAUCGAAAGAUGCUUUGGUGUCCUAAAGAGCCGUUUCCGUUGCAUGUCCUUGUCUGGUGGAUUCCUUCAGUAUUCCCCCAGUAAGGUAGCUGAUAUGUUCCUAGCAUGCAGCAUUCUCCAUAACAUUGCAAGGCAUGGAGGACUACAAGAGGAACUAGACACCACAGUGGAGGAUGACAUGCCCACAAUUCCAGUGGAAAAUGAUCACAGGGGAAACGCAGCAAGAAGUAAACUGAUUACAAACUAUUUUUCAGGUAAUAAACCACCGUAACAUGUUUUUAAUUUUCCAAACAUCAUCAGAAAUGAUCACAAACUUGCAUUAUUAAGUUGAAGAGACAGACAUGCUGUAAAAUGAAUUAUUUGGGCUGAUCUUGUUUAUCAAUGUCAAAUCUUAACCAAUGAUGUUUUUUUUAUGA